AACACGACGAGAGAUCCAAAGUCUGGCCACACAUUAAGACAGGGAUAUUUUGACUCGACAUUUUCCAGUCGUGAGUGUGUAGUACACAAUUGCGUGUUAUCCGCCAGGAAAAUAGUUUGCCGGGAUCAUAUCGUCACGAGAUUAAAUAAGUGAGCCACUUAAAUUCCGCGCGUCCUUUACCUUGAGGAGGAUAUAGGGAAAUUACUUUUUCCCUAUUCAGAUAGGAAACCUUUUUAAUAAUUUGUUGUUUUGUAAAACAAACAUUUUCUCGUUUCGUUUGGGAAAAAUUCCACAGACGCGGUGCCGUUUGUUUAAGAUAUUGUCAAAUAUUCAAUGUGUGACAGGCAGCACACUUAGGCUAAAAAACAGAAAAAACUAAGUGGUUGACGAGAUAUACGUUGCAGCAAUAGGUCACGUUCCUUUAGAGAUACAACAAUAAUAUCAGUUUUAUCGCCAAACGAAAUGUCAGUCGACGUUUUACUUGACCUGGUACUUAGAGUUGUUUGCUUUCACGAGCUGAACGCAUCACAGUUUUCGAAAAUCUAUAAAAGAAAAUCGAAUAAUCCUCUCCUUUCUCAUUUCACAUCUCGGUGAGCAAACGAAAUUUGGGGUCGAAAAAACAACAAAAUGAAGUGCCCGUCGACAUUGGCAACUGUUGCAACUCUAUUUCUCUUCCAGGUGUGCCUAGGGCAGUUGGCGUCAGCAGGCUUGCUGCAUGACCGCCUCCUAGCAAAAGAGGAUUUCGUGUGCCCUUCAGACGGUUUUUAUGCAGUUCCCGGAACCUGCUCCGGCAAUUACUACUCGUGUGUUAAUGGAUUUCCCUAUGAGAUGACAUGUCCCGGCAGUGCAGUUUUCGAUCCAGCGUUGGGCGCUUGUGUCCCACCGUCCGAUGCAUCAUGCAAAUCAUUCCAGUGCCCUGCUCAAGGUGGAUUUUACGCCAUUCCCGAAACCUGCGGUAGUAGCUACUACUCUUGCGUCAACGGAGUUGCCUAUGUGAUGAACUGUCCUGGGUCUUCCAUUUUUGAUCCUGCGGUGGGCGUUUGCGUCCCAAAAGAAGUUGCGUCAUGUUUUGAUGUAACAACUGUACCGCCUACCCCUACGCCUACCCCUAACCCAACCCCUACGCCUGUAUCGACGACGACUACUACUCAAUCCCCCGGCACAUUUAUCUGUCCCAGUGAAUUCGGAUUCUUCCCCACUGGUAUCCCAUGCGACGAUGAUUUCUGGAGAUGCUCCAACGGUCUAUCUUAUCUCAUGAGCUGUCCACCAACUACCAUUUGGUAUCAAGACAAGACAGUCUGUGACUACCCGUACAACGUUCCGGGCUGCGCUUAACCAAAAUUGGCACUGGUCGUCGCCAUCAUAUAAGCCCCUAAAGAUUCAAUUAUAAAAGAUUCCAGUACGAAAAUAAUUCCCAAAAAUUCAAACGCCGAUCAAUAAAGAUUUGACAUUAUAAACAUAGUAUGCAGAACAAAAAGAGGAUUUUUAAAAAGAAAACAUUUAUUAUUAGAUUUGGUGCGAAGCUUUUAUAAAAUUCUGAAUACAUGUGAGUCGCUCUUCAAGAGACGCCGAAA
Messenger RNA from Daphnia pulex (common water flea), 1574 nucleotides. Its product is annotated as chondroitin proteoglycan-2-like. The record is from RefSeq and is a predicted model, not a curated record. Gene Ontology annotation, molecular function: chitin binding. The transcript has 9 exons. Bases 628 to 1335 code for a protein of 235 amino acids. Gene Ontology annotation, cellular component: extracellular region. Lineage: Eukaryota; Metazoa; Arthropoda; Branchiopoda; Diplostraca; Daphniidae.